AUGACGUCAACCCUACAGGGAAACCUUCAGGGGCUGAGAUUAAUAAGCCCCGCACUAGACCUUUCGCGGCACUCUGCCACCGUCCACAGGUCUUCAUAUUAUUAUUUUUUGUCGUUAUUGAUAUUCAGCAUUAAAGACGUCUACAAAAUAAAUUUGAAAAUUUCUCAAUGCUUGAGUUACUGGCUUUAUAGAGCUGUUCAGUCAUAUUUGUUCACCCAUGGAUGUACCCGAGACAGCUCGAGCAUGUUCAUGGAACAAACCCCAACCCAAUGA
Penicillium hordei is the source of this 273-nucleotide messenger RNA. RefSeq lists its product as uncharacterized. The transcript has 2 exons. The record is from RefSeq and is a predicted model, not a curated record. Lineage: Eukaryota; Fungi; Ascomycota; Eurotiomycetes; Eurotiales; Aspergillaceae. The coding region runs from base 1 to 273 and encodes 90 amino acids.